Messenger RNA from Paralichthys olivaceus (Japanese flounder), 4306 nucleotides. It is a transcript of the gene myt1a, whose product is annotated as myelin transcription factor 1a. Gene Ontology annotation, biological process: regulation of transcription by RNA polymerase II. Gene Ontology annotation, molecular function: RNA polymerase II cis-regulatory region sequence-specific DNA binding; zinc ion binding; DNA-binding transcription factor activity, RNA polymerase II-specific. The record is from RefSeq and is a predicted model, not a curated record. Gene Ontology annotation, cellular component: nucleus. Lineage: Eukaryota; Metazoa; Chordata; Actinopteri; Pleuronectiformes; Paralichthyidae.
UGCUGAAGAUUCGACUGGCUCUGUCCGGGGUGCUGAAAGGCUCCGGGUGCUGGCCUCAGUGUGAAGCUGCUGCCGCUCUGACUCAGUCCCUCUGAGGUCCUCUGCUGUGCCCGGCUGCUGCUGAGGUGGUGCUCCAGAGAACCAGUUUGUGCAGCCCGGACAUGUCGGAGAGGAGGGGGAUGGGAUGGCAAUACUGUGAGUGUAAGAAAAUGAUUUCAAAGGUCAAUUAAUGAGCCAGCCAGCCAAUUAGGGGAGAGACAACUGAUCAGAGAGGACACGCUUCAGCAUCAAAAUGAGCCAAGACAUUACAGAGACACGAACACGAACCCGCUCUAAAGGCAUUCGGGUGUUAUCAGAACUUGCAGGACAGGAGAUGAAGCAGGAGUUGAGUAGCAGCUGUCCCACCCCUGGAUGUGACGGCAAAGGCCACGUCAGUGGAAGAUACUCCCGACACAGGAGCGUACUGGGAUGCCCAAUUGUGAAGAAAAGGAAACUAGAGGAGGCUGAGGCUGAGGAGAAUCAGUCUGCUCCCAAACGAAGGAACCAACCAGCCAAACAGGUAGCAGACGAUGGCUUCACUGCAGACAGUGAAGAAGAGGAGGAGGAACAAAAAGAGGAGGAAGAAGAGGAGGAAGAAGACCUUAAAGAGAAGAAUAAGGACAAAACAAAAAACAGACCAGAGUCAGCACAAACAGACUGUUCACUGGUGACAUCAGAGGAAUCUGAAACAUCAGAAACUACAGUUUGUCUUGUGGCUGAAGACGACAACAAUCAAAGCGUCUCCUCUGAGACUGGGAAUGAAGCUGAAAGUGAGAAAACUAGUGAGGAAGUGAAGCAGGUUACACUCUCUGAUGAUCAUCACCAGGAGGAAACAGAGAUAAAGAAGAAGGAGGAGAGUAACCUGGUGAUGAAAGAGCACCUAUCUGAGCAACCUCAAGAAGAAGCUGGAAUUGCUGAUCUUAAAAAGACAAAAGAGGAGGAAGAGGAAGAAGAAGAAGAAAAGGAAGAGGAAGACCAGCAAGACAGGCAAGAAACUAUUGUAGAAGUGAGGCAGGUAGAGAGACAGAUGAUAAGCCAGGAAAACUCUGAUCACCAGUACUCCAGUGGCGAUUACAACCAUCAGGCCAAAGAAUCAAUAGUGGUGCAGAGUAAGAGGGCGGACCAUGAGGAGGAAAAGGAAGAGGAAGAUGAAGGAGAGGAAGAAGAUGAGGGAGAGGUGAAGGAGGUCCACCAAGGGGUUGACACUCCUUACACUUUGAGUCCACACACUCAGGGAUCAGAUGCCGAGGUGUCACUCAGGGAAGAAAAAGUCAGCACCCCCAUGACUGAGGAAGAGGAAGAGUAUGAGGGGCAGGAAGAGGAGGAGAGAGAGGAAGAGGAGGAUGAGAGGCAGGAGAAGGAAGCAGGUGAGGUGGUGGAGGAGGAAGAGGAGGACAGAGACUCGAGCAAAGCCUCUCCGACUACAGUGGUUAUUGAAGUCCACUCGGAUGAGGAGGAGGAGGACGAGGAGGAUGAGGAGGAGGACGAGGAGGAAGAUGAGGAGGAGGAAGAGGAGGAAGAAGAAGAAGGAGAGGAGCAGGAUCGUGUCUCAGAAGGCUCAGGAAUCACAGACGACUCUGAGAACUGGGAUAUGACUCGGGGGAACCUGGGGCUGUUGGAGCAGGCCAUUGCCCUGAAGGCUGAAGAGGUGAAGGGGAGUCAGGAGCCACAGAGUUCCCCAGAAUAUCAACCAUACAGCAGCUCCAGCAAGAGCUCUGAGCCUGCAGCUGUGGCCCGACGCACCGCUCACUACAGCAAAGGAGUUACUGGCUGCAUGUGGCCCAGAGAGAAGAAGGAAGUGAAGUGUCCGACCCCAGGGUGUGAUGGGACAGGUCAUGUGACUGGGCUGUACCCUCACCAUCGCAGUCUAUCUGGAUGUCCUCACAAAGAUCGAAUCCCUCCAGAGAUUCUGGCCAUGCAUGAGAACGUCUUGAAGUGUCCAACUCCUGGCUGCACAGGCCAGGGUCAUGUCAACAGUAACCGCAACACACACCGCAGUCUGUCCGGCUGCCCCAUCGCAGCAGCAGCUAAACUGAACAAGAACCAAGACAAGCAGGUUCAUUUACAAGCUGCAGCCAGUGAACCCUCUUCCAACUCAGACAGAGUGCUCAGGCCCAUGUGUUUUGUGAAACAGCUGGAGAUCCCUCAGUAUGGCAGCUACCGGCCCAACACAGUGACCACCACGCCUCGAGCGAACCUGGCCAAGGAGCUGGAGAAAUACUCCAAGGUGUCAUUUGACUAUGCAAGCUUCGAUGUUCAGGUGUUUGGAAAGCGUAUGCUCAUUCCAAAGACACCAGGCACCACUGAAACAUCACCUAAAGCCUUCAAAUCUAAAUCAUUCCCCAAGGCCUCCUCCCCCAGUCACAGUAUGUCUGGGGGAUUUUCCAAGAGCGCCUCAUCCUCCAGUGGUUAUGACUAUAGCCAGGAUGCAGAGGCAGCCCACAUGGCAGCAACAGCCAUCCUCAACUUGUCCACCCGCUGCUGGGAGAGGCCGGAGACUCUCAGUGCCAAGCCCAGGGAUCCCUGCACCAAGGAAUCAGACAUUGAAGUGGAUGAAAACGGCACUUUGGACCUCAGCAUGAAGAAGACCAAGAGGGAGGGCGUGCAGUCUCCAGAGCCUUCAUCCUCCUCGUCUUCGUCCUCUCAACACAUUGGAGCUACAUUGUCUCAGGGCCACACUCAGUCAGAGUGGGAGGGGCCACUAGACUUUACCAAACCAAGUGGACUCAAAGAGGAAGACCAUGAAGAGGUGGAGUACACAGCUCCCUCAUACACUUCCUCUGAUGCUGAGGAAGACCAGGAGAAUCUAGAGGACAGGAAGUACCCUGGUGAGGUUACCACCUCCACCUUCAAGGUCAAGUUCCAGCCCAAAGACAGCAAAAAAGACGUUCUUGUAUGUCCCACCCCAGGCUGUGAUGGCAGUGGACACAUUACUGGGAACUACGCGUCACAUAGAAGUCUGUCAGGCUGUCCUCUUGCCGAUAAAUCACUUCGGACCCUCAUGGCUGCCCACACAGCUGAACUAAAGUGUCCAACUCCAGGUUGUGAUGGAUCGGGCCACAUCACUGGAAACUAUGCUUCACACAGAAGUCUGUCUGGUUGCCCUAGAGCCAAGAAGAGCGGAAUCAAAUCAACCCCAACCAAGGAUGACAAGGAAGACUCUGAGCUAUUGAGGUGUCCAGUUCCUGGCUGUGACAGUCUGGGCCACAUCAGUGGAAAGUACGCCACUCACCGCAGUGCCUAUGGCUGUCCGCUGGCGGCACGUCGGCAGAAGGAAGGUCUUCUUAACGGCACACCCUUCUCUUGGAAGUCCUUCAAGACUGAAGGGCCCACCUGCCCGACGCCAGGCUGUGACGGCUCUGGCCACGCUAACGGCAGUUUCCUGACACACCGCAGUCUGUCAGGUUGUCCCAGAGCGUUGGCCAACAAGAAGAGAGCCAAGUUCCCUGGAGACGAGUAUAUCACUGCAAAGUUCAGAGCAAGUGAUGUUCUGGACAACGAUGAGGACAUCAAGCAGCUAAACACGGAGAUCAACGAUUUGAACGAGUCCAACUCAGAGAUGGAGACGGAUAUGAUGAACCUGCACUCUCAGAUCUCUUCAAUGGAGAAGAACCUGAAGACCAUGGAGGAGGAGAAUAAGCAGAUUGAGGAAAGGAACGAGGCCUUGUUCCUGGAACUAUCUGGCCUGAGUCAGGCCCUGAUCCGCAGUCUGGCCAACAUUCGCCUGCCCACCAUGCAGGAGCCGCUGUCAGAGCAGAACUUCGACACCUACGUGGAAACGCUGACCCACAUGUUUACCAACAAAGACUGCUACCAGAACCCUGAGAACCGUGCUCUGCUAGAGUCCAUCAAUCAGGCCGUAAAGGGCAUCGAGGUGUGAUGGACUGGAAGGCAGGGGGCGGGCUAGGACAGUGUCAACACCACUCUUUCUUUCCAAACACUUACUGUAUGUACUUAAUUCUUCUCAUUUGGAACAUUGUCAUCUGUUCUUUGCGUUUGUUUCUUGUUUGCAUGUUGCUUUACGAAGGUAUGAGUGUGAACAGCUUAGAGUGUGUGGUAACACACUGGAAUCAAAGUGUUACUGUACGCAGGUGGACACAGACAGGCAUAGUGCAGUACACAGCCUGAACUGAGCAUACGUUCUUAGUUAGUGAACAUAUCCCGUUUCCACACAGUAAUGUCGAUAGUAUUCUAUAUGAGCAUAGUGAUGUUGCACCUACAAGACUAGUUUGUAGAUUUAUUCUUUCAAUUGCUGUGUAACUAUUUA